AGCAUUUCAUUAUACUUACAACUAUAUCAACAUAUGAAGAUGAAAGAAGCAAUGUUAUGUUCACUAAUUGUUCUAGGAUUUGUAGGAUUUGUGACUAUGAAAAAUACUGUCCCUUUGAAAUCACUUAUCUGCUAUCAAGCCCAAGAUCUAUUAUCACCAUGCCAACCAUUUUUGCUGGGUUGUAGAGAAAAUAUUACAGCAGAGUGUUGUCAAGGUUCUCAAAUUUUGGCUAGUCUUGUGAAUGAUAGUACAAUUGAUGAUAUUAAAGACUUAUGCAAGUGUCUUCAGAAAACUGGAAAUUCUUCUACAAUUGAUGUUAAAAAGGGAAGAAAACUUUUUAAGGUUUGUAAGAUCAAGAGAGUUCCUAUUGGUCCAAACGUGGAUUGUGAUAGUAUUCACAAUAUGGACAGCAUGCAGUAUUCACAAUAUGGACUCCCAAAUUGAGAUUUGAGAAGAAAGUUCAUCAAGUUAAUAAAGUAUUAGUAUUACUUAUAAUGUGAAGUGUAUUUCUAUUAGUAAACAUAUUUCCUUCCUACUCUUGCUUUAGCUUAAGUUUUGUAUCUUCAUAUAUUCACUUAAGUUUGUAUCAAGAAGUGUAUUAUCAAUGCCUAUAUAUAUGAAAUGUAACAAAUAUUA
Messenger RNA from Solanum dulcamara, 636 nucleotides. Its product is annotated as non-specific lipid-transfer protein-like. Gene Ontology annotation, molecular function: lipid binding. Gene Ontology annotation, biological process: lipid transport. The transcript has 2 exons. Bases 34 to 444 code for a protein of 136 amino acids. NCBI's taxonomy places the organism in Eukaryota, Viridiplantae, Streptophyta, Magnoliopsida, Solanales, Solanaceae. Gene Ontology annotation, cellular component: membrane. The record is from RefSeq and is a predicted model, not a curated record.